GGCGGCCGCGCGGGUCCGGCGGGACGGGCUCUGGAGAUUGCGCCGCAGCAGGUUGCCAUGGCUGCCGUUGACAGCUUCUACCUCUUGUACAGGGAGAUUGCCAGGUCUUGCAAUUGCUAUAUGGAAGCACUGGCUUUGGUUGGAGCCUGGUACACGGCCAGGAAAAGCAUCACCGUCAUAUGUGACUUCUACAGUCUGAUCAGGCUGCACUUCAUCCCUCGCCUGGGGAGCAGGGCAGACCUCACCAAGCAGUACGGAAGAUGGGCCGUCGUCAGUGGUGCAACAGAUGGGAUUGGAAAAGCCUAUGCCGAAGAGUUAGCCAGCCGAGGUCUCAACGUUAUUCUGAUGAGUCGGAAUGAAGAGAAGCUGCGGGCAGUUGCCAAAGACAUAGCCGACACCUACCAAGUGGAAACGGAUAUCAUAGUUGUGGACUUCAGCAGGGGCCGUGAGAUCUAUGUUCCUAUUGCAGAAGCCCUGAGGGACAAAGACAUUGGCAUCUUGGUAAACAAUGUGGGCGUGUUUUACCCCUACCCCCAGUAUUUCACUCAGGUCUCUGAGGACAAGCUCUGGGACAUCAUAAAUGUGAACAUCGCCGCUGCUAGUUUGAUGAUCCACAUAGUGUUACCGGGAAUGGUGGAGAGAAAGAAGGGUGCCAUCGUCACCAUCUCCUCCGGCUCCUGCUGCAAACCCACUCCCCAGCUGGCUGCGUUCUCUGCCUCUAAGGCCUACUUAGACCACCUCAGCCGAGCGCUGCAGUACGAGUACGCCUCUAAAGGGAUCUUCGUGCAGAGCCUCCUCCCCUUCUACGUGGCCACCAACAUGGCUGGACCUAGCAGCUUUCUGCACAGAUGCCCCUGGCUGGUGCCUUCACCAAAAGUAUAUGCACAUCAUGCUGUCUCUACCCUGGGGAUUUCCAAAAGGACCACAGGAUACUGGUCCCACUCUAUUCAGUUUCUUUUUGCACAGUAUAUGCCUGAGUGGCUCUGGGUAUGGGGAGCAAAUAUUCUCAACCGCUCCUUACGCAAGGAGGCCUUAGCCUGCAAAGCCUGAGUCCCGACCGUCAGUCAAGUUUUGCCAAGUCAUGGUAACCGGCAGUAUUCCGACAUUUGGAAACACAUUUAAUUUAUCUGAUGUAUUUUCUUUUUGACUGAUGAUCAGUGUGCUGUUAAUUCAUCAUUUGUAAGGCAAAGUCUUGGAGAGCUGUGAUAAACCUCCAGGGCCAGUGGAUGGCGUGGAACAAAUAACCCCUGAGUGUGGGAACUGGUGAAGACGCCUAGAUGUGAUUGCUUUGUUCCAAGCUGUUCAAGAGGGGUGUUGACAUCAGAGCCACGGCAGCGAACGCUUAUAACAGACUUGUCAGCGCUUCAGUUUCCGAUGUCGUGUUUUAAGGGAAAUGGCCUAUUUUUCCUUUACAGAUGACAGCAGUGUUAGUUUUGAAAUGUUCAGUAGGAAGACUAUUGAAAAGUGUUAUUUUGUAACUGAGAUCUCUGGUGUUAGCUUAGGAAUCUGGUUGGGCUGCUGGAGGACCGAGAUGCAGAACCUGUGUGCUGUGCUGUGUGUGAGCAGCUCUACACAGGGUUAAGUUACAAAAGAGCCUUGUCAGGGUGGGUAACGGGAAUCUUCACGGGGUGAUACAGACCCAGGCUCUUCCUUUCCAGACCAGACAAGCCUGCUGGGUUUGUGCUGUGGGUUUGCCUGUCUGCUGCUGCUUCCUCCAUGUCGUUUGUGUUUCCCAGGUCUGGGGUGAGUGUGUUCCUAGACUUGGAGAUCUAAUGAGUAACCUUUAGUCACUAUCUUUUGAUUUGUAAUUGUGCUCAAGUAGUGAUUUCUGAACCUAUGAUCCAUUUUAUAACUGAAACUUAGCCCUUUUGAGCUUGUUAUAGCUGGUUUUCAUACACUUUUCUAUGUAAAAUGAUUCCAUUCCGGUAGUAGUAUUGAUAUAAACAUCAAGUAUUUAUGGAAUAGUACUUAAAAUAUGGACAGAUUAUGUGUGUGAUAUGAUGUAUCUGUUGCAAUAAUGUUAGAAGCUCAUUUUUUGGUCCAUGUAAUGAAUUAUGCAUUAUUGUGAGUACUUUUAUUGAUGUAAUGAUAAUUAUGCACAAACCCCACAAUAUGGAUUAGCAUUGACACCUACAGUGAAAUGUCUUUAAUUCAGAUCCUAUAAAGCCAACCAUUUUUUGUGGGCCACAUACCUAGCACUCAGAAUUUAUGUAAGUUUCUAUAUGAAUAUGGUAACAUGGGCGGAUUUAAAAUUCAGAGCUUAAUAUCAUGACACUGAAGAAGCUGGUCAUUUGGUUGAGGCCAGGACUGGUGUGGGAUCGUCCUGCUGUGAGGCCGUCUUCCACAGUAUGCCUAAGCACACCUGAGUGUUGCACACACGUUUUUGCCUGUGACCUUCCUUGCAGCAUUUCCAGAUGUGACAUGGAUUCAGAAGAUGAGUGGCUAAGUUCCCAAGCUCUUCCGCUCCUAAAUCAUGUCUUCAAAACACAGAAGUGGAGGCACAGUGCAGCUGGAUCCUUGACUUCACACCACACUGAUGGAAUCUGCGCUAUGUGUGAUUGCAGCAGCAGCAGCUUUCUGUAGCCACGCUGUUGUGUGAUUCUGUGUAAGCCAGGUCCCGGUGCUGUCUUAGGGUUAGGGAUCAGGUGGGUGGCGCGGCACUGGUAAACACGCCUGGCCCGUGGUACUCUGAAUUCUGCCCUUGGCAGGAUGUCGCCAGACAUGCCGACUGGUGCAGACUGGUCCCCAGCUUCAGGGGAAGAGCAAGACUGAAUUUCCUUUGGUUUUCUAGCUUUCAUAAAACACCACCUCCCCAAAGCUCACUUGAGAGUUGGUUGGUCACUGUGGAUGGGGUCUCUUAUUCAGAAUGUGGGGAAUCUGAACCUUGAAACUUGGUCUGUGAACUGGAAAUGUAACAAUAAAAGCAGUUGCUCUGUCUCCUCUGGAA
This is a messenger RNA of Marmota flaviventris (yellow-bellied marmot), 2947 nucleotides long. It is a transcript of the gene Hsdl1, whose product is annotated as hydroxysteroid dehydrogenase like 1. The record is from RefSeq and is a predicted model, not a curated record. Gene Ontology annotation, cellular component: mitochondrion. NCBI's taxonomy places the organism in Eukaryota, Metazoa, Chordata, Mammalia, Rodentia, Sciuridae.